AUGGGCAAGAACAAACGUGGUAGACGUGGAAAGAAGUCGAAUAGACGAAAGGUAGUCGCGACGGGCGCGCCCAUAGAAUCGGCAGACAAGGUGUGCAGCUGUGCUGAGCACUACCACAGCGACGAGUACUAUGACUCAGACGAGUUGGACUACAAGAGAAGGAAGAAACCUGCCGACCCUCUUCCGGCGCUAGCAGAUCCGGCCGACCAGGCGAAUUCUAAUGGGGAGCAGCAUGGCUGCACCACGCAGCAGGCGAAGUGUAGUGAAGAGGCUCAGGACGAAAAUACGCUGCAGGCGGGUCCUACUUGUGACCGAGACGCCAAGAAGACGAGGCGCCGAAGGAGACGCGGGAAAUGUGCGGACGCUCUUCCGCCACAGGAAGAAGCCGCGCCUCAGUCCGUGGAGCAGCCACUGGAAGAAACAGCAGGCGUAGUGAGCGAGAAGAAGAAACGGAGGAGGCGCCGCAAAUACGCAACGGCUUCCCCCCAUGCCAGUGAAGACGGAGCCAGUGGCAGUGGAGGGGGGAGCCGGCCAGAACAAGCACCAGCUGUGGCAGGAGGCUUCAGCAGCCUGAAGCAGCUGGAGGAGCAGGUGAUUGCCGACUUGAGGAGGCUCUUCACCGACCACAGGCUGUCUGCCACCGUCCUGGAGUCGCUGCUCAAAGCGACCAAGUAA
Messenger RNA from Schistocerca americana (American grasshopper), 675 nucleotides. RefSeq lists its product as uncharacterized. The transcript has a single exon. The coding region runs from base 1 to 675 and encodes 224 amino acids. NCBI's taxonomy places the organism in Eukaryota, Metazoa, Arthropoda, Insecta, Orthoptera, Acrididae. The record is from RefSeq and is a predicted model, not a curated record.